Phialemonium atrogriseum is the source of this 2206-nucleotide messenger RNA. RefSeq names its product mitochondrial Rho GTPase. The transcript has 2 exons. Gene Ontology annotation, biological process: mitochondrion organization; small GTPase-mediated signal transduction. Gene Ontology annotation, cellular component: mitochondrial outer membrane. Gene Ontology annotation, molecular function: GTPase activity; GTP binding; calcium ion binding. NCBI's taxonomy places the organism in Eukaryota, Fungi, Ascomycota, Sordariomycetes, Cephalothecales, Cephalothecaceae. Bases 111 to 1994 code for a protein of 627 amino acids. The record is from RefSeq and is a predicted model, not a curated record.
UGUCUUAACCAUUAAAAGUUGAGACCUCCCAAGGUUGAUUGGAAAACAUCUCUAGCGCCGCUGUGAGCCAUGGUUUCUCUGUAGCUUCUCAAGCCUUCCGAGAGGUCAAUAUGACGACGGUCCGUGUUUGCGUCUGCGGAGACGAAGGGACUGGCAAGUCCAGCCUCAUCGCUUCCCUCGUUAAGGAUGUCUUCGUUGCGAACAAGAUCCAGUCGGUGCUGCCCCAGAUCACCAUUCCUCCCGGCCUGGGGACCCCAGAGAACGUCACGACAACCAUUGUAGACACAUCUGCCCGUCCCCAGGACCGCACAACGCUGCGCAAGGAGAUCCGCAAGUCCAAUGUCAUCCUGCUUGUCUACUCGGACCACUACAGCUACGAACGCGUCGCCCUGUUCUGGAUGCCCUACUUUCGCUCUCUCGGCGUCAAUGUCCCCGUCGUGCUCUGCGCAAACAAGUCUGAUCUGACGGGCGAUGGAAAUACUGCCCAGGUUGUCGAGGAAGAGAUGCUCCCCGUCAUGGCCGAGUUUAGGGAGAUCGAUUCAUGCAUCCGGUCCAGCGCAAGGGACCACCGCAAUGUCAACGAAGUCUUCUUCCUCUGCCAGAAAGCCGUCACCCAUCCGAUCGCUCCGCUAUUCGACUACAAGGAGGGCAACCUAAAACCUGCCUGCGUGGAUGCCUUGAGGAGGAUCUUCUAUCUCUGCGACAAAGACCAAGAUGGCUAUCUCAACGACGAAGAGAUGCACGACUUUCAAGCCAAGUCCUUCGAAAAGCCAUUGUCGCAAGAUGACCUCGACAACAUUAAGCUGUCCUUGAGCAAGGCGGUCCCGGAUUGCGACGUGGAAAAGGGGCUGAAUCUCCAAGGCUUCCUCCACCUGAACAAGAUCUACGCAGAAAAAGGGCGCCAUGAGACCAUAUGGACCAUCCUCCGAAAGCAUCAUUAUACCGACAGCCUAAGUCUUGAGGACAGUUUCCUACACCCCAAGUUCGAGGUUCCCGAGUACACUUCGGCCGAACUCAGCCCUGCAGGCUAUCGCUUUUUUGUCGAUCUAUUUCUGCUUUUCGACAAGGAUAGCGACGGCGGACUUAACGACCAAGAAUUGUCAGCCCUAUUUGCCCCAACUCCCGGUCUCCCUGCCCAAUGGAUUGAGUCGUCCUUCCCAUCCUCCACCGUACGAAACGAAGGGGGCCACAUCACCCUUCAGGGCUGGCUGGCUCAGUGGAGCAUGACUACUUUCCUCGAACCCAAGACGACUCUGGAGUAUCUGGCAUAUCUUGGCUUUGAGGCGCCAAACCCCCGCGAGCCGAUCACGGCGGCUCUCAAAAUUACCAAGGCGCGGAAGAGACGGAGGCGACCGGGGAGAGUGGAACGGAAUGUUAUUCUGUGCUACAUCCUCGGCGCCCCCGUCGCUGGCAAAUCCUCUCUUCUGGAUGCCUUCCUCAACAGGCCGUUUGACCCGCUCUACCAUCCUACCAUCAAGCCCCGGCGUGCCGUCAAUAGCGUGGAGCUUCAUGGGGGGAAGCAGUGCUAUCUGAUCCUGGAAGAGCUAGGUGAACUGGAGCCUGCCAUUCUGGAGAAUCAGGCGAAGCUGGAUGCCUGUGACUUGAUAUGCUAUGCCUACGACUCGUCAGACCCGGAUUCCUUCUCUCAUAUUGUGGACCUGCGCAAACGCUUUCCGCAGCUCGAUGAGCUUCCUGCUAUCUAUACCGCGCUGAAGGCAGACAAAGAUAAGACGACUCAACGCAGCGAGUUACAGCCAGACGCAUACACGUCCAGCAUCAACAUGGCCACCCCGCUGCAUGUCAGCGUCACCUGGAGCAGCCUCAGUGAGCUUUUCGUCGGCCUGGCAGAGGCUGCAACAAACCCCAGCACCGCGUUUCCGAAGAGUGAGGAGCCACCACCCGACCGGACGAGUUUGUACGUCGCGCUGGGGGCUACGGCAUGUGCCGCACUCGCGGCCUUUAUGAUCUGGCGGAGGUCGACUAAUUCCAUGUGAGCUCGGCAGCUCAAUUUAGGGCCAAGGGCCCAAUCCAUUCCCAUCACGACUCCCGUCUCCAUGCACAUUACUCCCACACGAGUUUGCAAUACCCCCAUUACCUCAAGACAUGAUACCCCCCUCUACUGUAUCUACAUAUACUUAGUACUUAAUCCAAUUUUUAAUACGCACAGGACAAAAGCCGCUUCGACCAGCGGUAAAGGGAGAGCGCA